Messenger RNA from Penicillium argentinense, 951 nucleotides. RefSeq lists its product as uncharacterized. Lineage: Eukaryota; Fungi; Ascomycota; Eurotiomycetes; Eurotiales; Aspergillaceae. The record is from RefSeq and is a predicted model, not a curated record. The transcript has 4 exons. The coding region runs from base 1 to 951 and encodes 316 amino acids.
AUGAAUUACAGUGGUGCAGAUGGUCUUGAAUUCGGGUCGGGCAAUACUAAAGUCGACCCAGCUGUGCUGAAGGAACUUCCUGAAGGAUGCACGAUAAUAUCCACUGAGAAUCAUGGCGUAAGCUUUUGGGCGAAGACGGGUCGCAUCGAUGUUUCGCUCCACGAUGGCACUCCACAGUCAUUUUUCAUCAAAGUUGUCUCGCACGAGCUGGGUAUGAAUAUGACCUUGGGUGAAUUUUACUCUAUAAGUGCGAUGCACGACACCAUUCCGGAAUUCGUUCCAAAGCCCAUCGCGUGCGGCACCUACAGCACAAUUCCAGACACCUAUUUUUUCCUUUGCGAGUUUCAUGACAUGAUUGACGAUAUGCCUGAUCCUGACAGGUUCGGCACUCUUCUGUCAAAACUGCAUCAGAAAAGCGUAUCGCCCACUGGUAAAUUCGGUUUCCACAUCACAACAUACGCAGGGAACCUACCCCAAUUCGUUGAAUGGGAAAAUAGCUGGGAGACCUUCUUUGCCAAGACUAUGAAACAGGCUCUUGAUUUGGAGAUCCAGAGGAAAGGGCCAAGUGAGGAGCUUGAUGUUCUCUCACAUGCUCUUUUUGAACGAGUCAUCCCGAGGCUCCUGAGACCACUUGAGAGUGAAGGUCGUGUCGUGAAGCCCUCGCUUAUACACGGAGACCUGUGGUACGCAAAUGCAGGUAUUGAUGUUGACAGUGAUCAGCCACUUGUCUUCGACGCAUGCUGUUUCUUUGCCCACAAUGAAUAUGAGUUUGGCCAGUGGCGGCCAGCCUGUAAUAGGUUUGGAGAUGAAUAUAUUGCAGCCUACAGCAAAUUCGCUCAAAUAUCACCCCCCGAAGAGGAUUUCGAAGGCCGUCUGGAUCUUUAUCGAUUGAGAUUCGACACCCAUGUAUCAGCGCUUUUUGUCGAUAAUGAAACACUUCGCACUCAGUGA